AUGUCAGAUAAUUGUCGAGAUAUUCAUGGUAGGCCACAAUUGACCAGUCGUUUCAUCUUGAGACCUUGUGAGUACGGCAACGAAAUUACGGUAAUCUUGUGGGAUUUAGUACUACAUAUAAUAGUAGUAGAAGGGUUGUUCGUUCUUGAGAAGGCAAAGACUGACUUCUUAUGUCAGCACUCUUUAUUUUGUAGCCCAUUUUUAAGCUUUCCGUACUCCAAAACUUUUGUAAAAAAACAUAUUUUUUUGAUGCAGUUUUCCCAAUCAAACGAAUUUUUAUAUUCCCAACUUCGGUAACAUAUCAAGAACUGAUAUCACAACCUUCGAUCAGACAGGGCGAAUCAAUCAUUCCGGGUUACAAGUUUAUAUCUUCUGCUGACCAUUUGCGUCAUUCCUCCUUUUCCCCCAUCUUCCAAACAUUUAACCUUUUUUUGUAAUUUCCUUAACCUAAAAUUGCUCUUUGCGUCAAGUCAAGUCUAAUUGUAAGUACAGUAACCUUUCGAAUUUGUUGAUGAAUUUUUGUGAUUUUUUUUAUGUAGAUAAUGGGCUAAUAUAGAAUUUUUUGGUCAACAUAUAACCCAAGAGCUUAAUGAGGGUAUUUUAUGAUUUUUAGACAAGCGUAGUAAUCAAAUUGACAAUUGUGACUCUAAAAGCUUUUCAAUAAGCACCAAAAAUACCUGUUUUUGUCAAAAAUUCCGUCUAAAUUAACUUUUUUAAUUUAUUUUUAGUAUUUUAAACCUAUAAACAUAUAUUUUUGAUCCCAUUCAGCUUAUUGAUGCUUCUUGUUGAAUAAGCUUUAAUUUUCGGUGUCCUCCCUCUCAGAAGUCGCCGUACAAUGCUCAUAAAUAGUCACGUAAUUUUGUUUCCCGACAAAAUUACGUGAUGGAACCAAAAAGAAUCACUAUAAGCCACAAAUUUCUUCUCUACAACGAAUUUAUCAAAUGGUAACAAUAGCGGGAACACUGCUAUUUGGGAAAUAUACGUUCUUUAAAGAGUAGUUUCUUGUCACCACACUCUAAUCUUUAGGUUCAAAUCGUCAUUGGUUUCUCUGCUUUUGGAGUGGUUUACUGGUCAAACUUGGUUUCCCAAAAGGUGGGAAUGUAGCUUUGUCUACGUGAAUUUGAACGCAAUAACGGGGUUCUUUGACAAAGAGACCGGUCUCGCCCAGUGGUCGACUAAUUGGUCACUUUUCGUAGGGUAAACAUCUUGUUUACUUGCUAUUUUUCGAAUUAAAAGGUUAACAUAGAUUUUAGAGGAAAUGAUGACAUUGUUUGCUGAAUUUUACGUCAUUGGUCAACUUCUGAUUUCUUCAAUUUAUAAACGAUAUUGUAGUUUUCUGUAUCGAAAAAUCUUUUGUAAAUUUGCGCACAGUAAAGCGUGUAUACAGUGGAAAAAUUUAAUGGUAUCAAGCCCUAAUUUUGGGUCAUAAACGCAUUUUAUUUUAUCACCUUUCUUGCAUUUUUCUGGUACAUCACCUUGCUGAAUUUUUAUGUUCAAUCUUACCUUGCAAUCUGACUAAAGAGCGCACUCUCUUAAAGGGCCUCACCAACUACAUUUGAAUCGCAUUUUUACGGCUUGGAGGUGCGCCUCGCCAAAAGUUGCGAAAAUCCCGCGAAAAAAAUUAAUACAAAAAAUAAUUGAGAAUUUUUUCUUGUUCGAGCUCGAACAAGAAGAAUUGAAGUUUGUUCAUGUUCCAAAGCUGGGAACAAGGCUGUUUGGUCGUGCGGAUCCUCCCAACAUCCAUUCCGAUGCUCUUGGGGAAAGGCUGAUGUAAGUUUUUUUUGAUUUUGGCUUGGUUCUUCACAUUUAGGUAGGAUUAAACGAACUUGUGCAAUAUUUCUCCUGUUCUUUCGAAAAAAGCACGAGCGCAAUGUUGAGGAGCAGGUAUUAGACUCAAGGUUUCUCUGAAGUCCAUUUCUUGCCUUUUUCGAGCUGUUUUUAUCCAUUUAGAGGUAUUUUAUAUUGUUUUAGUUGGUCUUUUAAUUUCAGAAUUGUUCAAACGUCCGCAACGACCCAUGAAGAUGAAGGAACCAGCUUGACCACAAGGACCUGCGAAUGA
Molecule: messenger RNA, 2059 nt
Organism: Bursaphelenchus xylophilus (pine wood nematode)
Lineage: Eukaryota; Metazoa; Nematoda; Chromadorea; Rhabditida; Aphelenchoididae
Source: the annotation of a GenBank genome assembly